UGGUCGCUCUGGACCCAGUGGUCUCAAUGUUCAGCUGAAUGUAGCUGUGGUGUUCAGACCAGGGAGAGGUUCUGUACUUCACCUGCACAACAACACGGAGGUAAAAUGUGCACCGGGCCUCACAUGCAAACACGGGCCUGCAACGCUCAUCCCUGUUUAGGUGUUUGUCCGGAGGGCAUGGUGAACAUGACAGCUGCUGAGUGUGAAGGUCAAGGCGGAGCAUGUCCAUGGGUGUGUUCAGAUAUGACUUCCCCAGAGGUCCAGUGUGCCACCACCUGCUACGAUGGCUGCUACUGCGCACCGGGCUCCUUCCUAUUCAACAACAGCUGUGUGCCUUUAGAACAGUGCCCAUGUUACCACCAGGGGGAGCUACACCCAGCAGGUGCCAUCCUGCCUGUUGACUCGUGUAACAACUGCACCUGCACUAAUGGAAAGAUGGAGUGUGAGACAGUUCCCUGCCCUGUGGACUGUGGCUGGAGCAGCUGGACACAGUGGAGUGGUUGCAGUCGAACUUGUGAUGUCGGUGUCAGAAAGAGGUACCGCUCAGGAAACAACCCACCUCCAGCCUUUGGGGGACAUCCCUGCAAAGGAGAGAGAGUCGGGAUUGACACCUGCAGCACUGAACCCUGCUUUGGUGUAAAAGAGCCAUGGACCAUGUGGUCAGCAUGUUCGGUGACGUGUGGAGGAGGUUACAGGACUCGAACCCGUGGACCCAUCAGAAUCCAUGGCACUUCUCAGCAGUUCAGCGCCUGCAACCUGCAGCCUUGUGGGGAUGGCAGGACGUGUCCUUUAGGCCAGCAGUGGACUCCGUGUUUGCUAGGACCUGUGUCUUGUACAGACAUCAUGCUGAACCUCAGUCGGAACUGUACUCCAGGCUGCCAGUGUCCACAUGGGACUGUCCUGCAGGAUGGUUCAUGUGUACCUGAGUCUGACUGCCUAUGUGGUCUUCCUGGAAACCUGUACCAUCCUGGAGGCAUUGUCCCCAGACUGUGUGAUAGCUGUAUAUGUGAAGGAGGAAGGCUGGUUAAUUGUUCCCAAAUCAGCUGCAAUGUGGAUGGCCAGUGGUCUGCGUGGACACCCUGGAGCCAGUGCUCAGCGCUGUGCGGGGCAGGCUUCCAGUCUCGCUAUCGUUUCUGUUCGAGUCCCCAGCAAUCUGGCAGUGGUCUUCCAUGUUUUGGUCCUCACCGUGAGGACCAGGUCUGCCUCAUCGCCUCAUGUGACCGUGAUGGAGGCUGGAGCCCAUGGAGUAACUGGACCGAGUGCACCAAGUCGUGUGGUGGAGGGGUGCAGAGCCGAUGGAGAAACUGUGACAACCCAACUCCAGAGGCGGAGGGAAACUUCUGUGAGGGGCUGGGGACCCAAGUCAAAGCUUGUAACACUGACCACUGUCCAGUGCCACCGUGCUCCCAGGUCCCAGGGACAGUGUUCAGUAGCUGUGGGCCCUCCUGCCCUCGAUCCUGUGAUGAUCUGUCUCGCUGCGAGUGGCAUUGUGAGCCGGGGUGUUACUGCACAGAGGGCAAGGUCCUGUCAGCCAAUGGGAAGGUGUGUGUAGCGAGACAAGAUUGUCCUUGUUUGGACCUCAGCUCAGGACAGCGCCUGGAACCAGGAGAAAUGUCUGUAGCUCCUGAUGGGUGUAACAACUGCACUUGUACAGGUGGCAGGCUUGACUGCACUAAAGACGUUUGCCCAGUGUCGGGUCGGUGGUGUGAAUGGUCAGAAUGGACUCCCUGUUCCAGAACUUGUGGUGCAGAGUCGGUGUCUCGCUACAGGAGCUGCAGCUGUCCUCAAGCCAAAGCUGGAGGAGAACCGUGUCCUGGGGAGCAGAAAGUGCAGAAUGGGAUUGGAGUUGAAAUACAGAGACAGCUUUGCCCUGUCAUCACUUUCUGUCCAAUCCAGGGUUCAUGGAGUUCCUGGUCUACAUGGUCAGACUGCGAUGGCUGUGCUGGGUCUUCCAUUCGUGUCCGGGAAUGUAACAGCCCUCCCGCCAGAUUUGGUGGUCUGCCCUGUCUGGGAGAGAGCCGGCAGAGCCGCAGUUGCAAUGAUAAUACCACUGUCUGCUCUGCCUGUGGUGGGGGGCAGGAUGAAUGGCUCUGCGGGAAGCCUUGUGCUCGCUCCUGUUCAGACUUGCAUGGUGACACAGAAUGCUUGGACCCCACUGGCUGCAGCUGGUCUUGUGGGUGUCCGGGUGACAUGGUCCUGCAGAAUGGAGUGUGUGUGUCCAGAGAAGAUUGUCGCUGCAAAUACUCCAACAGCUCCACUUUAGAAUAUCAGGAAUCCAGGAAUACAACAAGGACAGGGCCUGCUGACCAUGACUGGCUGUUUGCUAAUCCAGGAGACUUUAUAAUUAGUGCCUGCAAAAACUGUUCAUGUCAGACUGGAGUUUUACACUGUCAGUCCCUCCCUGGUUGCCAGGUCGAUGGUGGCUGGAGCCAGUGGGGAUCCUGGACCAACUGCUCACUUCCUUGUGGUGGUGGACUCAAAUUCAGGAGGCGUCUUUGCAAUAACCCUGCUCCUCAGAGUGGUAGAAGAGGCUGUGUUGGUGCAGCUGAGCAGCGGAGAGAAUGCAACACAGAAGUGUGCACAGACUGGCUGGACUCGUGGCUGUCAUGGUCUCAGUGGUCUGUGUGCUCAGUUAGCUGUGGGGGAGGGCAGCAGUACCGCUCACGGGUUUGCAGCUCCCCGCCAUGCCACGGCUUCAGUGACCAGAGUAAAACCUGCAACACACAAGUGUGCUUGGAUGUCGGCUGCCCUCCCGGGAGGCUUUACAGAGAGUGUGAACGAGGAGAAGGAUGUCCCUUCAGCUGCUCCCAGAUCAGUGGCACAGAAGGCUGCUACUCUGAUGGCUGUGACGAAGGCUGCCACUGCCCUCCACACACCUUCCAUCACCACGGACUCUGCUUACAGGAGUGCCCGUGUCUUGUGGAUAAACAGCUGCUGGCCUCUCUGCGGAGAGUGUCCAUCACGCCAAAUACGUCUCUGCUUUCCAUCAACGUCUCAGAGAGCUCAGAGUUCCAGUCUGGAGUUACAUUUGUGCAUGACUGUAGCACCUGCAGCUGCAGUCAUGGCAUGUGGAAUUGUUCCCUGGAGCCUUGUCCAGGUGAGGGCAGUUUGUCACCCUGGGGCCCAUGGAGCUCCUGCUCUGUCUCCUGUGGAGGUUUAGGAGUGAAGACUCGCCACAGGACCUGCACCCAGCCAGCACUCAUCUUAAGGAGCAGAGACUGCCUAGGGCCACGUCAGGAAACGGCAUUCUGCUUGGCUCCUGAAUGUUCAGAAGAUGACCCAGACUUUUCACCCUGGUCACUCUGGAGCUCCUGCUCUAGAACUUGCACUGAUGUUAUAAACCCUGCAAUGAAGUUCCGUCAUCGAACAUGUGUAAAACCUCCCUGCUCUGGAAGCUCUCAUCAGGAGAAAGCCUGCAACCUGCCCCAAUGUCCUGGCAAGGUGUGUUUAGGAGCCAAUUGCACACAAAGGAACUGUUCAUGGACUGAGUGGGGGGAGUGGAGCAACUGUUCACGAUCCUGUGGAGUGGGUCAGCAGCAGAGGAUUCGAACCUUCCUGAGACCUGGAGGGAACGGCACGUGGUGCAAGGACAUUCUUUCAGGAAACCAGGAGCAGCGCUUUUGUAACAUCAGACCCUGCAAAGUAAAUGGAGGAUGGUCGCAGUGGAGUCCCUGGUCUCGCUGUGACGAGCUCUGUGGUGGCGGACGCGCCAUACGUACUCGUUCCUGCUCGAGCCCUCCAUCCAAGAAUGGAGGGAGGACAUGUGAUGGGGAGAAGAACCAGGUCAAACCAUGUAACAUCAAACCUUGCGAUAAGGAAGAGUGUCCACCAAACCAGGAAUUGGUGUCAUGUGCCAACCAGUGUCCACAGCGCUGCUCGGAUCUCCAGCAGGGCUUAGAGUGCCAGGGCAACACUGAAUGUCAGCCAGGCUGCCGAUGUCCAAAAGGUCAUUUGGAGCAGGACAAUGUAUGUGUGGAGCUGUGGCAAUGUGACUGUCUGGACUCACUGGGACAAAGCUGGGCAGCCGGCAGCUUACAUCAAGUAGACUGCAACAACUGCAGCUGCACUGAUGGAAAGCUUCUUUGCACCAACCACAGCUGCCAGGAUACCUGUUUGUGGAGCACCUGGUCCAGUUGGGCAGCAUGCAGUGUCUCCUGUGGGCGGGGCCAGAAAACCAGAUACAGAUCCCUGAUCCCAGCGGCUGAAGGAACAGAUUGUGACUUUGAAGAAGUUCAGCACAAACCCUGCAGCCUAGGACUGUGCCCACCUUUGUGUGUACAUAAUGACCAGGAGCUCGGAGUGGGAGACACCUGGCUACAGGGAGAGUGCCAACAAUGCACAUGUACCCCGGAGGGAGUUUACUGUCAAGUCGUGGACUGCAGAGUGGAUGGUGGAUGGACCCCGUGGUCAGUGUGGUCGGACUGCUCAGUGACUUGUAGUCAGGGUGCACAAGUUCGAACCCGUGCCUGCAUUAACCCUCCACCAAGAAACAAUGGGUCUGACUGCAGUGGAGCAGAGAGAGAGAGCCAGCACUGCCAGACUCCUCCCUGUCUGGAUGACCUUUGCCCCUGGUCGCCAUGGUCACCAUGCUCCCAGAACUGUGGUGCAGGAUAUGUGUCACGCCACAGGGUGUGUGUGUGUGAAGAUGGAGGAGAUACUGCAUGCCCUCCCGAGGUGGAGGCUGAGAGGAGCAGUGAGGAGACCCAGCUGUGCUACAAACAGCCCUGUCCAAGUUGUCGCAUGUCUUCAUGGAGUAUUUGGUCUCAGUGUUCCUGUGAGUUACAGAGGCAGCAGCGAUACCGCGUAGCUCUCACCUCAGUCAUCAGGGGGCAGCAGUGCACCCCUGUAGAAACACAGAGCAAAGCCUGCAGUCUCGGGCACUGCGAGGCAUGUGAAGCUCCAUUUGUGUACUCCACAUGUGGCGAUCCCUGUGAGAAGCAGUGUGCUCUAUCGGGCAGUGGAGACUUGUGUAUAGGUGUCAGAGAGUGCACACCUGGCUGUUACUGCCCUGAGGACUUGCUUCAGCAGAAUGGUAGCUGUGUUCCCCAGAAAGCAUGUGGAUGCAUCUACCUGCAGCACCAUGAUUCAGAACAACCACCCACUCCUAUCACUAUCCCUCAGGGUGCCACAGUCACUGUUGACUGUAGUACAUGCCUUUGUCAUGGAGGGAGUUUGCAUUGUGAUAUGAGAGAGUGCGAAGUAAUCCUCAGUGAAUGGACGGAAUGGACUCCCUGCUCUCCCUGCACAUCUUUUACCUCUGAACUCUUUGGUACUCUGCUGGAAGAAACCAUCAGUCGCACUGAAAUGGUUUCAGUGCAGAAACGUUAUCGUGCCUGCUUGGACCUAGAUUCUGGAUUUCUCAUCCCAGGAGAAGAAGAAAGCCACUGCUCAGGACCGCUGGUUGAAAGGAGACUCUGUCCAGAUGCUAACAUCUGUAGAGAUCUGUGCCACUGGAGUGUGUGGAGUGUUUGGUCCGCAUGCACAGAGCCAUGCAGUGGUGGAGUCAGGCAUCGCUACAGGAGGCCCUUGGCCUCUCCUCCAGGGCGUGGUUGUAGGAGUCAGCAGACACAGAGCCAGAGCUGCAACACGGGACUCUGUCCAGGUGAGCACUGUGAGGAUCGAAAACGGUCCUACCAAGGCACCUGUGCUAAUCAGUGUCCUCGCACUUGCGCUGACCUAUGGGAGCAUGUUCAGUGUCUCCAAGGAACCUGUCACCCAGGCUGCCGGUGUCCAGAUGGACAACUGCUGCAGGACAACCACUGUGUGCCAGUGACAGAAUGUCGCUGUGGGAUCCCGUCAAACAACAGGACGUUGGAGUUAAACCCUAAAGGACAGCUUGUCGAUGACUGUAACACCUGCGUGUGUGAGAAUGGUACUCUGGUGUGUACUGAGCUUCCAUGUCCAGUUUACGAUCUUUGGAGCCCAUGGAGCUCCUGCUCAGUCUCCUGUGGACGUGGUCAAAGAACGAGGACACGGAGCUGCCAAGACAGUGAAGGUGGACCAUACUGCACAGACACCAAGCUGAUAGAAAGCUGUGAUUUGCCCUCUUGUCCAGCGGGUUGUUUGUUAAGCAAGUGGUCCACCUGGAGUGAGUGCACCUCCACCUGUGGGGGUGGGGUUUCGACACGGAACAAAACAAUCCUUCAAGAGCCAGAGCCUGGUGGGGCAGCCUGCAUCGGACCACUGGAACAACAUAUGAUCUGUAACACCAGCAGCUGCCUACCUGAAUGCCCCCACCACCAGGUGUACAGUGAUUGCUCAGGUUCUUGUCCGCAUACCUGUGAGGACCUCUGGCCACACACACAGUGUUUACCUGGAGCAUGUGUCCCUGGCUGCACAUGUCCUCCACAGCAGGUGUUGCACGGGGGUUCCUGUGUGGAUCACUCUUAUUGUCCCUGUUCAACCCUCUCUUUACUGACUCAAUUCCAAAAGUGGAAUGCAAGCUUGGAGGUCUUCACAGACGUUCUGCUGCAGCCUGGAACAACUAUUCAGCAUCUCUGUAACACAUGUGUUUGCCAGGAUGGAGCGUUCAACUGUAGCUCUGACACCUGUGAUGUGGACUGUCAGUGGUCAAACUGGUCACCAUGGAGCCCAUGCUCAGCCAGCUGUGGUACUGGACAACAAAGCUCCACCCGAUUUGUAGUGCAGCCAAGUCAGUACGGAGGAGCCCUGUGUGAAGGUUACAACACCCGAACCACAACAUGUGUUUCUGCAGACUGUGCUUGUCCUGAUGGGGAGCAGUGGAGGAGGAGCACGUGUGAGAGGAGCUGCCAGGACAUUUACUCGUCCGCUCUGGACAACUGCAGCCAUUCUGCUGAGGGCUGUGUGUGUCGGGAUGGGCUUUACCGAAACCUGGAGGGUGUGUGUGUCAUCCCAGCACACUGCCCCUGCCAUGACCAGGACAUCAUACGACAGGUGGGGUCUGUGUGGGAUGAUGGCUGCCUGACAUGCACCUGUGUGAACGGGAGAAGAUUGUGCCGGCUGAGGUGUCCUCCCCUUCACUGUGAGGAGGGGCAAGUGAAAGUGGAAGAGCCAGGAAGCUGCUGUCCAGUCUGCAGAAAGCCCUUCCCAGGUGAGCCUACCCCAGAGUGUCAGCGCUUUGAUCAGGUUCGGAACUUCACCAAGGGAGGCUGUCGACUGGAUAAUGUAAAAGUCAGCUUCUGCAGGGGGCGCUGUCCAUCCAGGACAGAUGUCAUCCUGGAGGAGCCUUACCUUCAGUCAGAGUGUGAGUGCUGUAGUUAUCGUUUGGACCCAGAAACCCCCGUUCGUUUUCUCAGCCUGCAGUGUGAGAGUGGAGAGAGCGAGCCGGUCGUCGUUCCGGUCAUACACAGCUGUGAGUGCACCAGCUGUCAAGGAGGGGACUUGUCCAGACGCUGAAUCAGCCUGAACCCAAGCUGAAGGUUUCUGACAUGGACAGCUGGACUCCACUGAUCAUCACAUGCUCUUAUUUUCUUCAGGCUACUGUUUAUUCAUAGACUCUAACUGUAACCCACUGACACAUGUUGUAUAAGGAAAAUAUCAAUUUACUUUUCAUGUUGGUUUUGUAAAGUUCCAUGUUCUAGUCCAGUUUUACUGGAUUGAUCUAUGACACAUGCUACUCAUGAACAUAACAAGCCUAAUGUUUGUAAUCCUUGUCAUUUUACAACUGAACAAAUAAUGAACCUGUUCUAAAAUCCUUGUACAUUUUGGCAAGAAAAAGAAGAAUGAACAAUGUAAAUAAAGCAGUUUUCCAUAUAAA
Messenger RNA from Nothobranchius furzeri (turquoise killifish), 7738 nucleotides. RefSeq names its product SCO-spondin (gene sspo). NCBI's taxonomy places the organism in Eukaryota, Metazoa, Chordata, Actinopteri, Cyprinodontiformes, Nothobranchiidae. The record is from RefSeq and is a predicted model, not a curated record. Gene Ontology annotation, molecular function: protein binding. Gene Ontology annotation, cellular component: extracellular matrix.